Molecule: messenger RNA, 822 nt
Organism: Endocarpon pusillum Z07020
Lineage: Eukaryota; Fungi; Ascomycota; Eurotiomycetes; Verrucariales; Verrucariaceae
Exons: 2
Coding region: 1-822 (273 amino acids)
Biological process (GO): protein transport to vacuole involved in ubiquitin-dependent protein catabolic process via the multivesicular body sorting pathway; protein targeting to vacuole
Cellular component (GO): ESCRT-0 complex
Molecular function (GO): ubiquitin binding; phosphatidylinositol-3-phosphate binding; metal ion binding
Source: RefSeq, a predicted model, not a curated record
AUGGCCUUGAACCACCCUACUCAGACGUACACCCAUCCGAACAAUCAGCUACCUCUCUUCGGAGCUCAUCAGAUCUCGCCGGCCGAUUCUGCUACGAACAGUCCGAAUAAUGCCUCACCUACUUCUCCUCGAUCACACACUCCUCUACAAUAUCAUGUACCUGGUCAAGUCCGUCAACUGAGACCCAUGAAAUCGCCCCUUUAUGUUCCUGCUGCCCUCCGUCCUACUGAAAGACCCAACAAAAACCCACCCACAACACCCCCGAAGAGCCUGCACGGCUCGCUGGAGAGUCUAGACGAUGGAUUCGCAGAUGAUACCAGAAGUGCGCCGCUAGAUCUCGUGGUGGCAAACGAUUGGUUUGCCGAUGAAGAACUUGGGGAAGUCACUGGAGAGCCAACCAGAGAGCACUGGAAGGCAGACCAACAAUCCCCCUCCUGCGACUCCCCCCAAUGCCGCUCCAACUUCAACCUCUUCACCCGCCGCCACCACUGCCGCCACUGCGGCCACAUCUUCUGUUCCGACCACAGCGCCUUCAUCAUCCCGCUAAACCAGGAAGCCCGCUUCCACCCCGACGGCAUCCCCUCCCGCGCCUGCGAUACCUGCCAUCGGCACUACCAAAAAUGGGAUACCGCGCGCAGUGUGCGGAGAAGAAACAGCGCCGACGGUACGAGCCAGGAUGACGGAUCCAGCAGGAUGGACUUUCCCACCGCUGGCAAAUCAGGCCUCGUAUCGCAGGGUCGGAGUGCCGGUGGUGGUGGGGGGAACUCUUCCGAGCAGACGGUGGGCAGCGUGCCCAAGGAUUGGGCUUGGAGCACGUUCUGA